AUGACGCUCACAGAGGGAAAAGCAUACAGUAUCGAGCAGGUUGAAGCCGCAUUGUCGGAAAAGACAUCUAAUGGUGCAGAUCGCGGCCUCAACAGUUCAAAUCAGCCACUUUACAAUGACAAGGAAACAACUAGAGUGCUUCACAAGGUUGACUGGCGAUUGGUACCAGUGUUGACCUUGCUAUAUACAGUUUCUUUUCUCGACAAGGGUAACAUUGGGAAUGCCAAGGUUGCAGGCAUGACUCGUGAUCUUCACAUGACAGGCACGCAGUAUAAUAUUGCUCUAACGAUGUUCUUUUUCCCUUAUGCCGUAUUUGAGAUACCUAGCAACAUAGUUCUGAAGCUUAUGCGGCCAUCCCUGUGGCUGACUAUUCUUGUCAUUGCGUGGGGCAUCGUCAUGACCUGCCAAGGAACCGUGCAAAACUACCAUGGUCUACUCGUCACUCGCAUCCUCCUCGGCUUCUUUGAGGCUGGUUUCUUUCCUGCCAGCACUUACUUGCUCGGCGAUUGGUACUGCCGCUUCGAACUUCAAUGGCGUCUGUCUGUUUUCUUUUCCGCGUCAUCUAUGGCUGGAGCCUUCUCUGGGCUUUUGGCUUUCGCAAUCGAGAAGAUGGAUGGUAUCGGGAAACUCGCAGGCUGGCGGUGGAUUUAUAUCUUGGAAGGAAUUGCGACUGUUUUGAUCGGAUGCGUGAUUCCUUGGAUCUUGCCAGACUCGCCUGAACGGGCAUCAUUUUUGACCUCGCAGGAGAAAGAAUUUAUCAGAAAUCGCCUAGAGCAGGAUUCUGGUACGUCAUCCGGGAGAGUUCAAACAGCGGACCCGCUUAAGUGGGCAUAUGUCUGGGCAGCUGUUCUGGACUGGAAGAUCUGGUUUACAGUUUUCAUCUACUGGGGUAACACGUGA
Molecule: messenger RNA, 900 nt
Organism: Grosmannia clavigera kw1407
Lineage: Eukaryota; Fungi; Ascomycota; Sordariomycetes; Ophiostomatales; Ophiostomataceae
Product: major facilitator superfamily transporter nicotinic acid transporter
Exons: 3
Coding region: 1-900 (299 amino acids)
Biological process (GO): transmembrane transport
Cellular component (GO): membrane
Molecular function (GO): transmembrane transporter activity
Source: RefSeq, a predicted model, not a curated record